UAAGAGUCGCAUAGUUUGUUGCCUCCGGUCUAUAGGUGAAUGGAUAUUUCUUUUUCUUCUUUUAUCGAACACAAGAAGACUGUCAAGAAGUCAUUCCGUGCAGUCGGGUUUAUUUUUUCGUGUCCGAAUUGAUUGAGAAGGAACUUGUCGGAUUUCGUCAUAAUGAAACAACAACAGUGUCGACCAAUUGUAUUUGUUUUGGUGUAGGUGCUUCGGCUUCGUUUUUGUACUGGGUGUGUGUGUGUGAGUGAGUGGUGUUUCUGAUAAAGAAGCACAGUUGACAUUCUUGAUUGUCGUAGACAGAUAGUUGAACGGCAAAAUGGGGAAUUGUUUCAGUUCGGAUCGUCGUUCAGUACCAAGGGUUGAAGAGCCACCCAUUGGUGGUGGAGUGGGGGGCCAAUUUCUGCCGACACAACCUCCUGUUCCCAGCCUCACACCCAGCCAAAAUCACAUUGAUCAACCAUUUCCACCAGGUCGAAUCAUCCCUGUGCCGUCACUUCCUGCUCCUCCAGACCUCCAAGAUUCUCUGAGUUCAACAGCAAAGGUCUUUGUGGCAUUGUACGAUUAUGAUGCCAGGACUGAUGAAGACCUUAGCUUCAAGAAAGGAGAACAUCUUGAAAUUAUCAAUGACACCCAGGGUGACUGGUGGUUGGCCCGUAGCAAAGCAACUAAACAGGAAGGCUACAUCCCCUCCAAUUAUGUGGCAAAGCUCAAGUCUAUUGAAGCUGAACCGUGGUAUUUCGGCAAAAUUAAGCGCAUCGAGGCUGAGAAAAAACUGCUACUUCCGGAUAACGAGCAUGGUGCCUUCCUCGUUCGUGAUUCAGAGAGUCGCCGGAAUGACUAUUCAUUAUCGGUUCGCGAUGGGGACACCGUCAAGCAUUACCGAAUCAGACAGCUGGACGAAGGAGGCUUUUUCAUUUCCCGCCGAACAACGUUCCGAACAUUACAAGAACUCGUGGAGCACUACAGUGCUGAUGCUGAUGGACUAUGUGUCAACUUGCGCAAACCUUGUAUCCAGAUUGAAAAACCGGUGACGGCAGGAAUGUCGUAUAAUACUCGCGACCAAUGGGAGAUCGACCGGACAUCGCUCAAAUUUGUGCGCAAAUUGGGUCAUGGACAAUUCGGCGAAGUCUGGGAAGGACUUUGGAACAACACCACACCCGUCGCCAUAAAAACGCUCAAGCCGGGAACAAUGGACCCCAAGGAUUUCUUGGCCGAAGCGCAGAUUAUGAAAAAGUUGCGACACUCCAAGUUGAUCCAACUUUACGCCGUUUGCACGGCCGAGGAACCGAUUUACAUUAUCACUGAACUCAUGAAAAAUGGUAGUUUACUGGAAUUCCUCCAGGGUAAAGGACGUAACCUGAAACUAGCACAACUAAUUGACAUGGCCGCACAAAUUGCUUCUGGCAUGGCCUACCUCGAGUCGCAGAACUACAUUCAUCGUGAUUUGGCCGCUCGCAACGUUUUAGUUGGAGAGAAUAACAUCGUCAAAAUUGCCGAUUUCGGUUUGGCGCGUAUUAUCAAGGAAGACGAGUACGAAGCUCGUGUGGGCGCUCGGUUCCCCAUCAAGUGGACCGCACCUGAAGCAGCCAACUACAGCAAGUUCUCUAUCAAGUCAGACGUCUGGUCUUUCGGAAUCCUUCUUACUGAACUCAUUACUUACGGACGCAUUCCCUAUCCUGGUAUGACCAAUGCUGAGGUGCUCCACCAGGUUGAGCACGGGUACAGGAUGCCGGCACCUCCUAGUUGCCCACCUGCUCUCUAUGAAAUUAUGUUGGAAACAUGGCACAAAGACCCUAUGAAACGGCCUACAUUCGAGACGCUUCAAUGGAAACUAGAGGACUUUUUUACCAUUGAAGGGUCUGAAUACAAAGAAGCCGCUGUUGCCUACUAGAUCCGCUGCGGUUCCCUAUUGAGCCAAAAGACUGGUGAACGAUUAACCCACUCAAUGUCAUACACCCACAACACGUACUACACAAACAGCAAUCGCGCACACUAGUUCUCCUUUUGUCUUGAUUGACUUGGACUGCCUCUUAAAAAAACAACAAGGUUCAAUGAAGAAAAGAAAAACGCAACGGUGCUCAGGCGUGUCUAUUAUUAUUAUUAAUGGCAUUACUUAAGAACUACUCCCCAUAUCCCAAGUAAUAUUUGAUACCGUGUAAACCGCAACACACAAUCACAUUUUAUUUUUAUCUGGUUGGGAUUUUUAGAAAUGAAAAAAAGAGUGCAUUCAAAAUAAUCAGUAUUUGAUUAUGUUCUCCCUUUUUCUUUUCUGUUUCUUUGCUCGUCAGUUUAUUUAGCUUGGUUUGGCUCAUUUUAGCCUAACCGUUAUGUACAUUUCCAUCCCGAGCAUCCAAUUGCUGUUGAUGUGUAUGUGGAUGUGUGCGCUUCCACCCGAUGUUUAUCGUCACAGUUCUUUCUCUUUUUUUUAUGAUUUAAAUUGCCCUCGUCUCCUUAUUAUGAUUUUUUUUUUUGUUUCCCGUCAGUAUCUCGUCUUCAUUCGAACUUUACAGUCGUCUAGACUUUGUGUUUUCAUCAUUAUCCCCUCUUGAAUCCUUGAUUUCCAGGAACAAUUGGACAAUAAAGCACUUGUUUUUUCUUUUAAA
Messenger RNA from Daphnia pulicaria, 2606 nucleotides. Its product is annotated as tyrosine-protein kinase Src42A-like. The coding region runs from base 320 to 1894 and encodes 524 amino acids. Gene Ontology annotation, cellular component: extrinsic component of cytoplasmic side of plasma membrane. The transcript is spliced from 7 exons. Gene Ontology annotation, molecular function: signaling receptor binding; non-membrane spanning protein tyrosine kinase activity; ATP binding. Lineage: Eukaryota; Metazoa; Arthropoda; Branchiopoda; Diplostraca; Daphniidae. Gene Ontology annotation, biological process: cell differentiation; innate immune response; protein phosphorylation. The record is from RefSeq and is a predicted model, not a curated record.